GUCGACGAAUGUUUCGCGCAAAGAUUUUUGUGUUGUUACGGCGGCCACCGAAUUUGGCCACCGUUUUUAAUCGACAAUGUUCGUCAACCAACGAAAACAACGAUGUUCGUGUACGUUUUGCGCCAAGUCCUACUGGUUUUGUUCAUCUUGGUGGUUUACGUACUGCAUUGUUUAAUUAUUUAUUUGCCCGAAAACAUCAAGGAAAAUUUAUCCUACGAAUUGAAGAUACUGAUCGUGAGCGUAUUGUUCCUGGUUCAUUAGAAAGUAUUCUAGAUGUCUUACGUUGGUCAAAUAUUCAACCAGAUGAAGGACCCGAAGAAUUAGGUGGUUCGUAUGGACCUUAUAUUCAAUCAAAACGUACCGAAUUAUAUCAUGAAAUGAUUGAAAAAUUAUUAACUACUAGUGAUUCAGUUUAUCGAUGUUUUUGUACAACAAAACGAUUGGAAUUAUUACGUCGUGAAGCGUUGAAAAACCGUGAAACACCACGUUAUGAUAAUCGUUGUCGAUCAUUGACCAAUGAAGAAAUUCAAAAAAAUUUAUCCGAAAAUGUACCAUUUACUGUUCGAUUAAAACUUCAACCAGGUCCUAUGACAAUCAAUGAUUUGAUCUAUGGUUCGGUUACAUAUGAUCUUAGCCGUAUUGAAGGUGAUCCAAUCCUAAUGAAAUCCGAUGGAUUACCAACAUAUCAUUUUGCUAAUGUCGUGGAUGAUUAUCAUAUGUCAAUAACACAUAUACUUCGUGGUGUGGAAUGGUUAGUAUCGACACCAAAACAUCUGAUGUUAUAUGAUGCAUUUGGAUGGCCUAGGCCAAAAUAUGCACAUUUACCAUUGAUUGUUAAUCGAGAUGGAUCAAAAUUAUCUAAACGUCAUGAUCAUAUACGUCUGUCUACUUAUCGUAAUCAAGGUUACUAUCCUGAAGUUAUCAUUAAUUAUCUAACACAAUUAGGUGGUGGUUUUGGUCAACUUAAUACAGCAAAUUGUGAUAAAAUCUAUUCAAUGGAUGAAUUAGUCGAUGCAUUUGAUUUAAAAUCCGUUAAUCAAAAUAAUUGUAAAAUUGAUUUGGAAAAAAUUCAUCAGCUAAACCGGUUAUAUAUGAAGAAUUUAAUCGAAAAUGAUCCUAAUCGCAUACGAAAUGAUUUAAUUGAAAUUCUUCAAAAAAAUCAAGAAAAAUUUCAAACAUCAUUACAAUUUGAUAAUGAUUAUUUUGAUAAAAUUUUACAAUGGAAUUUGGAAAGAAUAUAUUCUAUUAAUGAUUUAAUUCAAGAAGAUUUUCUAUUUCUUUGGUCACAACCAAAAUUAACAUGGUUAAAUGAUUCAUCAUCAUUUGAUUCGAAACAACAAAUUCAACAAACAUUACAUUCAACAAUCAAUUUAUUACAACAAAUAGAAGAUUUCAAUGACAAAGAUAUCAUUUUAAAACAACUUCGAAAAUUGAAUGAAAAUGAAUUAUCAAUGAAAUUCAACUUAUAUAUGAAACUUUUACGACUUUCACUGACCAAUUUAACAAAAGGUCCACCUGUUGCUGAAUCAAUAAUGUUGUUGGGAAAAAAUCGUACAAUUCAAUAUCUUCGAAAUGCUAUUGAUUAUGUUCAAAGCAACAAAUGAUUUAUUUUCGUUUUUUGUUAUUUUUUGAAUUUUUC
Messenger RNA from Dermatophagoides pteronyssinus (European house dust mite), 1639 nucleotides. RefSeq names its product putative glutamate--tRNA ligase, mitochondrial (gene GluRS-m). Gene Ontology annotation, biological process: glutamyl-tRNA aminoacylation. The record is from RefSeq and is a predicted model, not a curated record. Gene Ontology annotation, cellular component: mitochondrion. Gene Ontology annotation, molecular function: glutamate-tRNA ligase activity; tRNA binding; zinc ion binding. NCBI's taxonomy places the organism in Eukaryota, Metazoa, Arthropoda, Arachnida, Sarcoptiformes, Pyroglyphidae.